AUGAAUCAGAUGGGUUUUGUUGGUGGAAGUGGUGUGAUGAUGGAGAUAAAUGACGAUAAAGACAACGUCGAUGAUGCUAAUGAUGAUAACGACGACGAUAAUGUGAUGAUCUCUGUCAAUAAUUAUUCGAUCAACAAAACAAAUACGAUACCGACGGUAAGUGUAUCCAAGUACAUUAACAAGAGAGGCCAGAAGAGACGUGAAAGAGGACCGAUUAAGGAUUAUACUGUUGUAUACAGUGAUUUUGUUGUCAUCGAUAUGGAGAAAUCAGAUUUCAGACAGUUGUUGAUAACCAUAUCCGAUUGGUAUGAUGAACGGGAUUCCAUCAGAAUGCUGAAAGUUUUAUACAGGGUCAUUCUGGAAGAUACUCAAAGGCUUCAGGAGGCUAGUAAAAUGAUGGAAUUACUGGAAUGGUUGAUUGGAACUUGGAAACUGAGUUCAACCAAUCUCUAUGAAACUAUAAAUGUAACCAAUCAAUUUGCGUUGUGGAAUGAAAUCAAAGAUCGAUUUCCACCAUACCCAUCCGAAAAUGUUUUUCCAAACUUUAGUUUAUACAGACGAAAUAUCAUAAAGUUUGGAUUGGCACUAACUGAGGGUCAUAUAGCAAAGAUCAAGGGACUGGACUACAGAACAUCAUUUAAGAAAUAUCCAGACAGUUGGAGUUUGAUUAUGGAUCUAGAACAAAAGAGGAUAAUUUGCGAAAAUAACAUCAACAUAGUUAUUAAGAAGUUAGAAUGCAAUGGACUAUAUACUGUACCGUUUGCUCUAGGUGGUGGUAUGUUCAUUAUUGAAUAUUAUUGUAAUAACAAGUAAUGGGAUAGAUAAA
Molecule: messenger RNA, 826 nt
Organism: Anneissia japonica
Lineage: Eukaryota; Metazoa; Echinodermata; Crinoidea; Comatulida; Comatulidae
Exons: 4
Coding region: 1-813 (270 amino acids)
Source: RefSeq, a predicted model, not a curated record